Molecule: messenger RNA, 963 nt
Organism: Fusarium sp. VM40
Lineage: Eukaryota; Fungi; Ascomycota; Sordariomycetes; Hypocreales; Nectriaceae
Source: the annotation of a GenBank genome assembly
AUGUUGCUCAACAUCAUCCUACUUGUAACGUUGUUAGCCACUGGAAGCCAAGGUGCAGCUGUGACCCGAGCAACGAGCCAUUGGAAAGGCUUUUCGAAACUUAAAACUCUGUUUGUGUUUGGUGAUUCAUAUUCCCGGACAGGCUUCAAUCCCACCGGCACACAGCCCUCCAGCAAGAAUAAGAUAGGCAACCCGGCGUUCCCAGGCAUCACCAGCUCCAACGGCCCCAAUUGGGUUGGAUACUUAACUGGAGGCUACAAUGAAUCUCCCUUCCUUACAUACAACUUUGGUACUAGUGGAGCAAUUGUUGGCACACCAAAUGCUGACAAGAGCCGCUAUACUGUUACUCGGGAGAUUGAAGAAAAGUUCGAGCCUCAUUACAAACUCGGCAAAACCUUUGGAUCAGACUCAUCUCUAUUCGUAGUCUGGAUAGGCAUAAACGAUGUCGUCCUAAGCUACUUGGACAGAAACUCAAAGACCUACGAUGUAAGCUUCAAAAGCUACAAGAACCACAUCGAAUCUCUCUACAAAGAUGGCGCCAGGAACUUCCUCCUUAUGACAGUCCCACCACUUCAACAUACCCCUCGAAUCACUAAAUCUAGUGACUCUUCGCGAAAAGCCCGGUUAAUAACAGAGGCAGUUCAAGACUGGAAUAGGCGGAUCAAAGCUCUCCAGGCAAACAUUAAGAAGCUACAUCCUUCAGCAAAUGUCUUUCUUUACGAUACCUAUUCUCUGUUCCAACAGGUGUACCAACAUCCCUCAGAGUUCAAGGAAACGUCUAUUUACAAGGAUACUAAGAAUUACUGUCCGAAAUACGCAAAGGGAACUAAAACACCGGACACUAAGCUGGAAGGAUGCAAAUACGCGGCCAAUGAGUACCUCUGGAUAAAUGACCUUCAUCCUACCUCGCCGAUUCAUCGACUACUGGCCAAAGACAUUGCUGGAUUCUUGAAGACGAGGUAG